Molecule: messenger RNA, 8998 nt
Organism: Brassicogethes aeneus
Lineage: Eukaryota; Metazoa; Arthropoda; Insecta; Coleoptera; Nitidulidae
Source: the annotation of a GenBank genome assembly
UGUAGUUACAUUUUAAGAUAUAAUGAAACCACAUCUAUUGUUCUUUUGGUAUUUACUAAACACAGUUUUAAGUGACAAAGUUUAUUGUCCAACUUGUAAAAAUGACGAAUGUAAUUCGGAACCGAUUUCUUAUAUGCAGUGUAACAACAAUAUCCCUUCACUUCCAUUUAACCAAACUAGCAAUUACGACAGGGAUAGCAAAAAUGCUUAUAAAUGCUUGAAUAUACAUUAUAAAGAAGCAAAUAUAUUGAAAAAUAUUAAACAAUGUAUACCUGCAAUAAAUGGAAGGAAAAUUUGCAAAGAUAAUAAUAAAUAUAUAAUAAACUGUACACUUACUGAACCAACCACUUUAAUCGAAUUAAGAAGGUAUCAAAGAGCAGCAAAAUUAGUUAAAUCGACUAAAAGCACAAUAGCAGAAAUUACCUUUACAACAAAUAUAGAACCGUUCACAAGUACCAAAUCUAAGCCACCAAGCAAUACCAAUACAACGACAACUAAAGCGGCUAAAACAACUGUCACAGCGGCUAAACCAACCAAUGCGACGACAACAACUGAAGCGACGAACACAACUGUCACAGUCGCACAACCAACCAAUGCAACGACAACAACUGAAGCGACGAACACAACUGUCACAGUCGCACCACCAACCAAUGCAACGACAACAACUAAAGCGACGAACACAACUGUCACAGCGGCACCACCAACCAAUGCAACGACAACAACUGAAGCGACAAACACAACUGUCACAGAGGCACCACCAACCAAUGCAACGACAACUGAAGUGACGAACACAACUGUCACAGCGGCACCACCAACCAAAUCAACGACAACAACUGAAGCGACGAACACAACUGUCACAGUCGCCCCACCAACCAAAUCAAUGACAACAACUGAAGCGACGAACACAACUGUCACAGUCGCCCCACCAACCAAAUCAACGACAACAACUGAAGCGACAAACACAACAGUCACAGUCGCCCCACCAACCAAAUCAACGACAACAACUGAAGCGACGAACACAACUGUCACAGUCGCCCCACCAACCAAAUCAACGACAACAACUGAAGCGACGAACACAACUGUCACAGUCGCCCCACCAACCAAAUCAACGACAACAACUGAAGCGACGAACACAACUGUCACAGUCGCCCCACCAACCAAAUCAACGACAACAACUGAAGCGACGAACACAACUGUCACAGUCGCCCCACCAACCAAAUCAACGACAACAACUAAAGCGACGAACACAACUGUCACAGCGGCACCACCAACCAAUGCAACGACAACAACUGAAGCGACGAACACAACUGUCACAGCGGCACCACCAACCAAAUCAACGACAACAACUGAAGCGACGAACACAACUGUCACAGUCGCCCCACCAACCAAAUCAACGACAACAACUGAAGCGACGAACACAACUGUCACAGUCGCCCCACCAACCAAAUCAACGACAACAACUGAAGCGACGAACACAACUGUCACAGUAGCCCCACCAACCAAAUCAACGACAACAACUGAAGCGACGAACACAACUGUCACAGCGGCACCACCAACCAAUGCAACGACAACAACUGAAGCGACGAACACAACUGUUACAGUCGCCCCACCAACCAAAUCAACGACAACAACUGAAGCGACGAACACAACUGUCACAGUCGCCCCACCAACCAAAUCAACGACAACAACUGAAGCGACGAACACAACUGUCACAGUCGCCCCACCAACCAAAUCAACGACAACAACUGAAGCGACAAACACAACAGUCACAGUCGCCCCACCAACCAAAUCAACGACAACAACUGAAGCGACGAACACAACUGUCACAGUCGCCCCACCAACCAAAUCAACGACAACAACUGAAGCGACGAACACAACUGUCACAGUCGCCCCACCAACCAAAUCAACGACAACAACUGAAGCGACGAACACAACUGUCACAGUCGCCCCACCAACCAAAUCAACGACAACAACUGAAGCGACGAACACAACUGUCACAGUCGCCCCACCAACCAAAUCAACGACAACAACUGAAGCGACAAACACAACAGUCACAGUCGCCCCACCAACCAAAUCAACGACAACAACUGAAGCGACGAACACAACUGUCACAGUCGCCCCACCAACCAAAUCAACGACAACAACUGAAGCGACAAACACAACAGUCACAGUCGCCCCACCAACCAAAUCAACGACAACAACUGAAGCGACGAACACAACUGUCACAGUCGCCCCACCAACCAAAUCAACGACAACAACUGAAGCGACGAACACAACUGUCACAGUCGCCCCACCAACCAAAUCAACGACAACAACUGAAGCGACGAACACAACUGUCACAGUCGCCCCACCAACCAAAUCAACGACAACAACUGAAGCGACGAACACAACUGUCACAGUCGCCCCACCAACCAAAUCAACGACAACAACUGAAGCGACGAACACAACUGUCACAGUCGCCCCACCAACCAAAUCAACGACAACAACUGAAGCGACGAACACAACUGUCACAGUCGCCCCACCAACCAAAUCAACGACAACAACUGAAGCGACAAACACAACAGUCACAGUCGCCCCACCAACCAAAUCAACGACAACAACUGAAGCGACGAACACAACUGUCACAGUCGCCCCACCAACCAAAUCAACGACAACAACUGAAGCGACAAACACAACAGUCACAGUCGCCCCACCAACCAAAUCAACGACAACAACUGAAGCGACGAACACAACUGUCACAGUCGCCCCACCAACCAAAUCAACGACAACAACUGAAGCGACGAACACAACUGUCACAGUCGCCCCACCAACCAAAUCAACGACAACAACUGAAGCGACGAACACAACUGUCACAGUCGCCCCACCAACCAAAUCAACGACAACAACUGAAGCGACAAACACAACAGUCACAGUCGCCCCACCAACCAAAUCAACGACAACAACUGAAGCGACGAACACAACUGUCACAGUCGCCCCACCAACCAAAUCAACGACAACAACUGAAGCGACGAACACAACUGUCACAGUCGCCCCACCAACCAAAUCAACGACAACAACUGAAGCGACGAACACAACUGUCACAGUCGCCCCACCAACCAAAUCAACGACAACAACUAAAGCGACAAACACAACAGUCACAGUCGCCCCACCAACCAAAUCAACGACAACAACUGAAGCGACAAACACAACAGUCACAGUCGCCCCACCAACCAAAUCAACGACAACAACUGAAGCGACAAACACAACAGUCACAGUCGCCCCACCAACCAAAUCAACGACAACAACUGAAGCGACAAACACAACAGUCACAGUCGCCCCACCAACCAAAUCAACGACAACAACUGAAGCGACGAACACAACUGUUACAGUCGCCCCACCAACCAAAUCAACGACAACAACUGAAGCGACGAACACAACUGUCACAGUCGCCCCACCAACCAAAUCAACGACAACAACUGAAGCGACGAACACAACUGUCACAGUCGCCCCACCAACCAAAUCAACGACAACAACUGAAGCGACAAACACAACAGUCACAGUCGCCCCACCAACCAAAUCAACGACAACAACUGAAGCGACGAACACAACUGUCACAGUCGCCCCACCAACCAAAUCAACGACAACAACUGAAGCGACGAACACAACUGUCACAGUCGCCCCACCAACCAAAUCAACGACAACAACUGAAGCGACGAACACAACUGUCACAGUCGCCCCACCAACCAAAUCAACGACAACAACUGAAGCGACAAACACAACAGUCACAGUCGCCCCACCAACCAAAUCAACGACAACAACUGAAGCGACGAACACAACUGUCACAGCGGCACCACCAACCAAAUCAACGACAACAACUGAAGCGACGAACACAACUGUCACAGUCGCCCCACCAACCAAAUCAACGACAACAACUGAAGCGACGAACACAACUGUCACAGUCGCCCCACCAACCAAAUCAACGACAACAACUGAAGCGACGAACACAACUGUCACAGCGGCACCACCAACCAAAUCAACGACAACAACUGAAGCGACGAACACAACUGUCACAGUCGCCCCACCAACCAAAUCAACGACAACAACUGAAGCGACGAACACAACUGUCACAGUCGCCCCACCAACCAAAUCAACGACAACAACUGAAGCGACGAACACAACUGUCACAGCGGCACCACCAACCAAUGCAACGACAACAACUGAAGCGACGAACACAACUGUCACAGCGGCACCACCAACCAAAUCAACGACAACAACUGAAGCGACGAACACAACUGUCACAGUCGCCCCACCAACCAAAUCAACGACAACAACUGAAGCGACGAACACAACUGUCACAGUCGCCCCACCAACCAAAUCAACGACAACAACUGAAGCGACGAACACAACUGUCACAGUCGCCCCACCAACCAAAUCAACGACAACAACUGAAGCGACGAACACAACUGUCACAGCGGCACCACCAACCAAUGCAACGACAACAACUGAAGCGACGAACACAACUGUCACAGCGGCACCACCAACCAAAUCAACGACAACAACUGAAGCGACGAACACAACUGUCACAGCCGCCCCACCAACCAAAUCAACGACAACAACUGAAGCGACGAACACUACUGUCACAGCGGCACCACCAACCAAUGCAACGACAACAACUGAAGCGACGAACACAACUGUCACAGCGGCACCACCAACCAAAUCAACGACAACAACUGAAGCGACAAACACAACAGUCACAGUCGCCCCACCAACCAAAUCAACGACAACAACUGAAGCGACGAACACAACUGUCACAGUCGCCCCACCAACCAAAUCAACGACAACAACUGAAGCGACGAACACAACUGUCACAGUCGCCCCACCAACCAAAUCAACGACAACAACUGAAGCGACGAACACAACUGUCACAGUCGCCCCACCAACCAAAUCAACGACAACAACUGAAGCGACAAACACAACAGUCACAGUCGCCCCACCAACCAAAUCAACGACAACAACUGAAGCGACGAACACAACUGUCACAGUCGCCCCACCAACCAAAUCAACGACAACAACUGAAGCGACGAACACAACUGUCACAGUCGCCCCACCAACCAAAUCAACGACAACAACUGAAGCGACAAACACAACAGUCACAGUCGCCCCACCAACCAAAUCAACGACAACAACUGAAGCGACGAACACAACUGUCACAGUCGCCCCACCAACCAAAUCAACGACAACAACUGAAGCGACGAACACAACUGUCACAGUCGCCCCACCAACCAAAUCAACGACAACAACUGAAGCGACAAACACAACUGUCACAGCGGCACCACCAACCAAAUCAACGACAACAACUGAAGCGACAAACACAACAGUCACAGUCGCCCCACCAACCAAAUCAACGACAACAACUGAAGCGACGAACACAACUGUUACAGUCGCCCCACCAACCAAAUCAACGACAACAACUGAAGCGACGAACACAACUGUCACAGUCGCCCCACCAACCAAAUCAACGACAACAACUGAAGCGACAAACACAACAGUCACAGUCGCCCCACCAACCAAAUCAACGACAACAACUGAAGCGACGAACACAACUGUCACAGUCGCCCCACCAACCAAAUCAACGACAACAACUGAAGCGACGAACACAACUGUCACAGUCGCCCCACCAACCAAAUCAACGACAACAACUGAAGCGACAAACACAACAGUCACAGUCGCCCCACCAACCAAAUCAACGACAACAACUGAAGCGACGAACACAACUGUCACAGUCGCCCCACCAACCAAAUCAACGACAACAACUGAAGCGACGAACACAACAGUCACAGUCGCCCCACCAACCAAAUCAACGACAACAACUGAAGCGACGAACACAACUGUCACAGUCGCCCCACCAACCAAAUCAACGACAACAACUGAAGCGACGAACACAACUGUCACAGUCGCCCCACCAACCAAAUCAACGACAACAACUGAAGCGACGAACACAACUGUCACAGUCGCCCCACCAACCAAAUCAACGACAACAACUGAAGCGACAAACACAACUGUCACAGCGGCACCACCAACCAAAUCAACGACAACAACUGAAGCGACAAACACAACAGUCACAGUCGCCCCACCAACCAAAUCAACGACAACAACUGAAGCGACGAACACAACUGUUACAGUCGCCCCACCAACCAAAUCAACGACAACAACUGAAGCGACGAACACAACUGUCACAGUCGCCCCACCAACCAAAUCAACGACAACAACUGAAGCGACAAACACAACAGUCACAGUCGCCCCACCAACCAAAUCAACGACAACAACUGAAGCGACGAACACAACUGUCACAGUCGCCCCACCAACCAAAUCAACGACAACAACUGAAGCGACGAACACAACUGUCACAGUCGCCCCACCAACCAAAUCAACGACAACAACUGAAGCGACGAACACAACUGUCACAGUCGCCCCACCAACCAAAUCAACGACAACAACUGAAGCGACAAACACAACAGUCACAGUCGCCCCACCAACCAAAUCAACGACAACAACUGAAGCGACGAACACAACUGUCACAGUCGCCCCACCAACCAAAUCAACGACAACAACUGAAGCGACGAACACAACUGUCACAGUCGCCCCACCAACCAAAUCAACGACAACAACUGAAGCGACGAACACAACUGUCACAGCGGCACCACCAACCAAAUCAACGACAACAACUGAAGCGACAAACACAACAGUCACAGUCGCCCCACCAACCAAAUCAACGACAACAACUGAAGCGACGAACACAACUGUUACAGUCGCCCCACCAACCAAAUCAACGACAACAACUGAAGCGACGAACACAACUGUCACAGUCGCCCCACCAACCAAAUCAACGACAACAACUGAAGCGACAAACACAACAGUCACAGUCGCCCCACCAACCAAAUCAACGACAACAACUGAAGCGACGAACACAACUGUCACAGCGGCACCACCAACCAAAUCAACGACAACAACUGAAGCGACGAACACAACUGUCACAGUCGCCCCACCAACCAAAUCAACGACAACAACUGAAGCGACGAACACAACUGUCACAGUCGCCCCACCAACCAAAUCAACGACAACAACUGAAGCGACGAACACAACUGUCACAGCGGCACCACCAACCAAUGCAACGACAACAACUGAAGCGACGAACACAACUGUCACAGCGGCACCACCAACCAAAUCAACGACAACAACUGAAGCGACGAACACAACUGUCACAGUCGCCCCACCAACCAAAUCAACGACAACAACUGAAGCGACGAACACAACUGUCACAGCGGCACCACCAACCAAUGCAACGACAACAACUGAAGCGACGAACACAACUGUCACAGCGGCACCACCAACCAAAUCAACGACAACAACUGAAGCGACGAACACAACUGUCACAGUCGCCCCACCAACCAAAUCAACGACAACAACUGAAGCGACGAACACAACUGUCACAGCGGCACCACCAACCAAUGCAACGACAACAACUGAAGCGACGAACACAACUGUUACAGUCGCCCCACCAACCAAAUCAACGACAACAACUGAAGCGACGAACACAACUGUCACAGUCGCCCCACCAACCAAAUCAACGACAACAACUGAAGCGACGAACACAACUGUCACAGUCGCCCCACCAACCAAAUCAACGACAACAACUGAAGCGACGAACACAACUGUCACAGCGGCACCACCAACCAAUGCAACGACAACAACUGAAGCGACGAACACAACUGUCACAGCGGCACCACCAACCAAAUCAACGACAACAACUGAAGCGACGAACACAACUGUCACAGCCGCCCCACCAACCAAAUCAACGACAACAACUGAAGCGACGAACACUACUGUCACAGCGGCACCACCAACCAAUGCAACGACAACAACUGAAGCGACGAACACAACUGUCACAGCGGCACCACCAACCAAAUCAACGACAACAACUGAAGCGACGAACACAACUGUCACAGUCGCCCCACCAACCAAAUCAACGACAACAACUGAAGCGACAAACACAACAGUCACAGUCGCCCCACCAACCAAAUCAACGACAACAACUGAAGCGACGAACACAACUGUCACAGUCGCCCCACCAACCAAAUCAACGACAACAACUGAAGCGACGAACACAACUGUCACAGUCGCCCCACCAACCAAAUCAACGACAACAACUGAAGCGACGAACACAACUGUCACAGUCGCCCCACCAACCAAAUCAACGACAACAACUGAAGCGACGAACACAACUGUCACAGCGGCACCACCAACCAAUGCAACGACAACAACUGAAGCGACGAACACAACUGUCACAGCGGCACCACCAACCAAAUCAACGACAACAACUGAAGCGACGAACACAACUGUCACAGUCGCCCCACCAACCAAAUCAACGACAACAACUGAAGCGACAAACACAACAGUCACAGUCGCCCCACCAACCAAAUCAACGACAACAACUGAAGCGACGAACACAACUGUCACAGUCGCCCCACCAACCAAAUCAACGACAACAACUGAAGCGACGAACACAACUGUCACAGCGGCACCACCAACCAAUGCAACGACAACAACUGAAGCGACGAACACAACUGAAGCUGGACCAACUACUGCAACAACUAAAGCUUCGGACACAACACCCUCAAGUAAUCCUACCAAGCCAACAGAAUUACCCACAACACCGGAUGAUUCAGAUCCUAUUGGUCCACUGUUUCCAGACGGUGCUUCUACAAAUUGGAACACAAUCAAAACAAAUCACUCCCAGGGCUUAUAUGCUCCGCUGUUAAGUCAACAGAGGCGAGAUGUAAGAACAUCUGGUGAUCCUCACCGUCUAACGACGUGGCCUUUGCCGCAAUCGGUACAUACUAUGCACGUCGUUAGACGCUGGCUAAAUCCCGGAAGGGAAAGGCCAAUCAAACCAGAAGAAGAAGAAGAAGAAGAAGAAGAAGAAGGCUGCCUUUUUAGUGAUGCGCAUCCAAAAAGUUAA